Mauremys reevesii (Reeves's turtle) is the source of this 4397-nucleotide messenger RNA. It is a transcript of the gene ZBTB18, whose product is annotated as zinc finger and BTB domain containing 18. The record is from RefSeq and is a predicted model, not a curated record. Lineage: Eukaryota; Metazoa; Chordata; Testudines; Geoemydidae. Gene Ontology annotation, molecular function: RNA polymerase II cis-regulatory region sequence-specific DNA binding; DNA-binding transcription factor activity, RNA polymerase II-specific; protein binding. Gene Ontology annotation, cellular component: nucleus. Bases 599 to 2194 code for a protein of 531 amino acids. Gene Ontology annotation, biological process: regulation of transcription by RNA polymerase II. The transcript is spliced from 2 exons.
UGAAGUGGUGGAUUAUAAAUUGAGUUCAAUAGAUUUAGUUAAAAAUGUCAUCUUUGUAACUGAACCUCUGGGUUCAAUAAAAAAUGAAUCAGUGUGGAUUUCCUGGAUAGCCCUGUAGCUUGAGUAUGCUGUCAAUAUAUAAAGCAGUCCACCAUCUUUAAACAGAAGUGUUGCUAUCCCAUAAAUACAGUAGAGCCCCAUAUGUUUAGGAUUUUCAAUUUUUUUUCUGUUAGAAAGUUUGAAAAAAAGAGACUUUGAAGUAUUUUGUUUAUACUAACAGAAGAGAAAAGUUCUCCUAAGAAAAAGCUGGUGGCAGGAGUGUAGAGGAGUAGCAUAUGGCAUUAAAAGGAGCACAGCUGGAGGUAGCAUUUCCAUCUGAACAUGAUGUCAGAGCAGCUGACAGCCUGCCAUCCCUCAGCCUUUUAUUCUAACACACAGACAGGGAGUUAGUGUGUGCAGAUCUGUGUGUGGAGAAGGUAUCUCAUUCCUCUCUAACAUCAUCUCCACUUUGCAUCUGUCUCUCUUAGUCUGCUUUUUUUCCACCGAUCUAACAGACCUGGAGCCAGCAAGACUCAGAGGAAAGGACUUAAUCAGGUUUAUGUGUACUAAAGGUUAUGAAGACAAUAUGGAGUUUCCUGAUCAUAGUAGACAUUUGCUACAGUGUCUGAGUGAGCAGAGACAUCAGGGUUUUCUUUGUGAUUGCACAGUCCUGGUAGGAGAUGCCCAGUUCCGAGCUCACAGAGCUGUACUGGCUUCAUGCAGCAUGUAUUUCCACCUCUUUUACAAGGACCAGCUGGACAAAAGGGACAUUGUUCAUCUGAACAGCGACAUUGUUACAGCCCCAGCUUUCGCUCUCCUGCUUGAAUUCAUGUAUGAAGGGAAACUCCAGUUCAAAGACUUGCCCAUUGAAGACGUGCUAGCAGCUGCCAGUUAUCUCCACAUGUAUGACAUUGUCAAAGUCUGCAAAAAGAAGCUGAAAGAGAAAGCCACCACAGAGGCAGACAGUACAAAAAAGGAAGAAGAUGCCUCAAGUUGUUCGGACAAAGUGGAGAGUCUCUCCGAUGGCAGCAGCCACAUAGCAGGAGAUUUACCCAGUGAUGAAGAUGAAGGAGAAGAUGAAAAAUUGAACAUCCUGCCUAGCAAAAGGGACUUGGCGGCUGAGCCUGGGAACAUGUGGAUGAGAUUGCCCUCAGACUCAGCAGGCAUUCCCCAGACUGGCGGAGAGGCAGAGACACACGCAACAGCAGCUGGAAAAACAGUAGCCAGCCCCUGCAGCUCAACAGAGUCUUUGUCCCAGAGGUCUGUCACCUCCAUGAGGGAUUCAGCAGAUGUUGACUGUGUGCUGGACCUGUCUGUCAAGUCCAGCCUUUCAGGAGUAGAAAAUCUGAACAGUUCUUAUUUCUCUUCACAGGACAUGCUUAGAAACAACCUGGUUCAGGUGAAGGUGGAGAAAGAGGCUUCCUGUGAUGAAAGUGAUGUUGGCACUAAUGACUAUGACAUGGAACAUAGCACUGUGAAAGAAAGUGUGAGCACUAAUAACAGGGUACAUUAUGAGCCAGCCCAUCUGGCUCCUAUGAGGGAAGAUUCUGUCUUAAGGGAGCUAGAUAGAGAGGACAAAGCAAGCGAUGAUGAAAUGAUAACUCCUGAGAAUGAGCGAGUCCAAGUGGAAGGAAACAUGGACAGCAGUUUGCUCCCUUAUGUGUCAAAUAUACUUAGCCCUGCUGGCCAAAUUUUUAUGUGUCCUCUCUGCAACAAAGUCUUUCCUAGUCCCCACAUUCUGCAGAUCCAUUUAAGCACGCACUUUCGAGAGCAGGAUGGGAUCCGCAGCAAGCCUGCUACUGAUGUCAAUGUCCCGACCUGUUCCUUGUGUGGUAAGACUUUUUCUUGCAUGUACACCUUGAAACGUCAUGAGAGGACUCAUUCAGGUGAAAAGCCCUACACUUGCACCCAGUGUGGGAAGAGCUUCCAGUAUUCCCACAACCUGAGCCGCCAUGCUGUGGUUCACACCCGGGAGAAGCCACAUGCUUGUAAGUGGUGUGAACGCAGGUUCACGCAGUCUGGAGACCUUUACAGACACAUUCGGAAGUUUCACUGUGAGUUGGUGAACUCGUUGUCUGUCAAAAGUGAAGCACUGAGCUUACCUACUGUCAGAGACUGGACCUUAGAAGAUAGCUCACAAGAACUUUGGAAAUAAUUUUUUAUAUAUAUAAAUAAUAUAUAUAUAAAUAUCUAUAUAGUUGUGGUACAGUCUAAAAGCAAUCUUGUUUCCUUGAUCUGAAAGUUUGGCUAUUAGCUUGUUUUUGCACUUUAAGGCAGCAUGAACAUUUCACUAAUUUAGCACUCUGAGAAAAUGAACUUUAGAAGUAAUAUGACAAAAUAAUAAACUACAGAGGAUUUUUUUUUGCCCCUCUUUUUGGAAUAUAAGCCAGUAAAUAUUUCGCUGUUAAAGGAAAUCUCAAAUUGUAAAAAGAUUUUACAUUGCUUUAUUCUCUUCCACCCCUCAAACACUGCAUUAUUUUAAGACCCAAAUGUUUUUCAUUAUUUUAAAAAUAUGAAUGUAGAAAUCCCCUUCAGUUUUAUUAGUUCCUUUACAUUUCUAAAAUUGUAUGAGUCCUUUCUAACUGUUGGAAACCUGAAUGCUUUUAGACCCAAAUGGAAAAUUUCUGAAAUGCUGGAUUAUCUAUUUUUAAACAAGCAGUUGACUUAAAACUUAUUAUGGCAACUUCUGGAUUUCUGACAGUUCCCACUGGAAAAAAUAAUUCUGAAAGUACACUGGGAUCACUGGGACUCUGUUCAGUCUGUGAAGGUUUGCUUGGGAUGAAAACGGAUAUUGCAGCUUCAGCAGUGAUGAACUGUGUGUUUAAAAAUGUGAAUUACUGUUAUUGUAUACUGUAAUUGAUUACAUGGGUUGGGGGGGUGUCAAAGAACUUGGCAGGUUGUGUUGAUGCUCUUAGUUGAGUUUUGAAAAGUAAAUAUUAACGCUACAGAAAUGCAUGAGUUUCAGUAUAUUUUUGUCUUUGUUUGCAUUGUAUAACUUUAAUGAGUGAGUUUAAAAUUAUUUAAUUUCCUUAGGAAAAAACACCACUGAAAAAAAACUGGUGUUAUGAAGAACAUAAAUGCACUGUUUUUAUUUUAUAUAAUUUAAAUUUACUUUCCCACUGUCUUUAAGUUGAAUAAAACUUAAGCUACAAGUUGAUAAUUUAGCAACAUAAGAGGAAGAUAUUAAUGUUUACAAACAGGCUUAAAGAUUUGCAUGUGCUGUGUGCAUUUAUUAAAAGAAAACCUAAUUGCACAAAAUCCACGCCAGCUCAAACUUUAGAUGCAUACAUUUACCCAGAUGAGCAUUUUUAGAAUUCCUGCUGCACAAAUUAACAAUAGGUCAUUCUUAUUCUUCUCUCUCACCCCCCACCCCCUUUUGAAAAGAUUCUAGGGACUGAAAAAGCCCCAGGCUGAAAGGACUAGAAAGCUUUGAUUGACAUGGGGAAAGGGGGGGGGCAGGGUGGUUAGUGGACUCUGUGUAUCCAAGCAGCAGAGACUGCAGCCUGAUGUGUGGUUUUAAUGACCAACACACAGGUCAAAAGCAUUUUGCACAGUGUUUGUUUUCCUGUCUUGCACUUACAAAUAAGGUCUAUGGGAGUAGCAUGGAAAACGUUUGCUGUUUUUCCUUCUUUUUCUGCUUUUGUUUAAAAUUUGAACGCCUUAACUACUGUAAACAUAGCCUAUUUUUGUGCUUAAGAUACUGAAUGGAAAACUCCAUUGUGUAUUGCUGGACUGUUUUGGAAAUAUUUGGUCAAAUGUGUGUUAAGUUGGCUGUACCCUGUAAUGGCAUUUAAAACAAAACAAAAAAAAAGCUGUGAAAAUGGCCUUGGAGCAUUAUCUUUAGUUACUUGAAUAGUUUCUAGGUUUUAAAAAUACAUUCUUUUAUUAAUUUAGAAAAGACAAUCAGUGUCUGAGAAAUGGAUUUUCUCUUGGAUUUUUUUUGUGGUCCUCAUGAGUGAUUGCUUAUUUUCUUUUAUUAGUUUCACAUUCUUCUUUUGUUCUAAAACUUAGACUGACAUCUAGCUUUGACAAUCAUAGUAUGUUUUAUUUUCCUGAGGGGGGAAUAACUUAUAAUGCUGUUUAGUUUUGUACUAUUGGUGUGUUGGUGAAUUUUUAAACUGUGUGCUAACUGCAAUAAAUUAUAUGAACUGAGAAAUCAAUUCCCUUGUCUUUUUUUUCCCCCUCUUUUAAAUUAUAACUAUGGAGUAUUUUUUAUAUUGUGUAACUUUAUUACUUUUGUACAGACUUCUAUUGCUAACUGUGUAUGGAAUAUGUUUUCGGUAUGCUUUUAAGCACUCUGUUGCUAACAUGCAUAUAUAUUUACCUCUCUCAUUUAACAUUUAAAAAAUUAAAUGCUU